UGUUUGUGUAUUGGCCAUUGGAGCAUCUCUCCCUCCCCUUCCUAGGUUUGCUCCCCCUGUCUCGUUCUGGUCUUCUCUUGGGGACUCUAUAUAUUCCAGGGAACACUUCAGACCUCUAUUGUUUACAGACAGAUGCCUUACACCGUAGUGUGGGAGCGUCCAAAGAGUCAGGAGGAGGGAGAUAGCACCCAGACGUUAAGGACAAGGACACGCUACAGAGUAUUUACAGCACCUCCUGCAGCUUUGGACAUCCCGCAGGUGUCCGCCUGUUGUCCCUGAAGAGUGAGGGGAGGUUCUGAUGUUUGGACACCAUGCUGCUGCUGGUGGUCUCACUGCUUCUCACGGAACUGGACUGUUUACUGGGUGCACCGACAGGUAGAGAGGUCUACAGGAUGCCACAGAGUGCACUCAAAGCUCUGUCUGAUCGAGGCACGGUGGUUCUGGAAGCAGCCAUGGCCAGCGCCCUCUCCUCUCUGGAGCGUGGCUUAUCUGAGAGAAGUCGUGCAGAGGCGGGCUGCCGGGGAUGUCUCCCCUGUCUGUUUCAGAACUGUGGACAGCUCUCAGUGUCCUGCUCAGCGUCUUCCUCCAGUGCCUUAUCAGAGCCCAGCUGUUCUGUGAUCAGCAAGGCUCAGAAGCUUCAGGGGGAGGCCGAGCGUAGCUGGGCUCUGAGUCAGGCCUGUGCGUACUACCAGCACCGCUGCCUGCCUGCUGAGCUGGAAACAGAGAGCUGCAUCAGGAUCAUGGGUGAGAGCUGCAGUGCACGGGUCCUCCAGUGCAGCCUGCUGAACACGAUGCAGAGCCUGGAGCCCUCUAUGCAGACACAUGCACAAGCAGUGUGUGGUCAGAGGUCACCCAUGAUGCAGAACACCACGCAGCCCCGCUCCAGGAUCGUAGGUGGCUCUCCAGCUCCUCCAGGCAGCUGGCCCUGGCUGGUUAACCUGCAGCUGGAUGGUGGGCUGAUGUGUGGAGGGGUCCUGGUGGACAGCGCCUGGGUGGCCACUGCUGCACAUUGUUUUGCUGGUGGGCGUGGCGAGAGCUACUGGACUGCUGCAGUGGGCGACUUUGACAUCACCAAGGCUGAUCCUGAUGAGCAGGUUCUCAAAGUCAACCGUAUCAUCCCCCAUCCAAAGUUUAACGCAAAAACCUUUAACAAUGACAUCGCUCUGGUGGAGCUGACCUCCCCAGUCGUCCUGUCCCAACACGUCAGGCCCGUGUGCCUCCCCUCUGGUGUGGAGCCCCCCACAGGUAGCCCCUGUCUAGUGGCAGGAUGGGGGUCCUUAUACGAAGAUGGCCCUUCUGCUGAUGUGGUGAUGGAGGCCAAGGUCCCCCUGCUGCCUCAGAGCACCUGCAAGAGUACUCUCGGGAAAGACGUGGUCACCAACACCAUGCUGUGUGCUGGUUAUCUCUCUGGAGGUGCAGACUCCUGUCAGGGUGAUUCUGGAGGUCCCCUGAUCUACCAGGACAGGACUUCGGGUCGUUUCCAGCUCCAUGGCAUCACCUCCUGGGGAGACGGCUGCGGGGAGAAAGGCAAGCCCGGCGUAUACACACGAGUGUCAGCGUUUGCUGACUGGAUUCAGGCUGAGAUGCAGAAAUCAUCAGCGAGCAGAGAGCCAACAUGCCCGGAGCUCCUAAAGACGACAGAAAUGACAGAGGAGGAGCAGAAGACGGAGUUUCUCUCUCUCUGUCGCUUCUAUACUCUGACCUGCCCUCCCACUCAGUCUGCAAGUGUCUGCAGCCAAAUAGCUGAAGACAAAUGUUUCACCCGCUUUAAGAAAUGCCAGUUACGCUCCUUCCUGCAGACCCUGUUAGACCUGCUCCAGAGGGCAGAGGACUACAUCAGGGACAAAGUGGACCUGACGUUCUUCACCCAGACUCUGCCUCAGCUUGUGGAGAACAUCUAUAGCUCAACUUUUACCCCCAGCCGAGAGAGAAGAGAUCUCACACAGACUACUGAAGAACAGCUAGGUGGAGCUGUGACACAUGCAGAUCAGGGUCUUCCUGGAGAUUCGUCGGCUUUAUUCAGAGACGUUGGAUCAUCAGUGGACAACUGGGAGGAACUCCUGAAAAAUGUGGCUGAUGAUCUGGAAGAGCAACGCAAGGCUGGAAUCACAGAGGCAUCCUCCACACCUGAGAGAAACGAAGACUUCCUGUUUCUACAGACUCGGGAUUCAUUUGUGCAACAGCUGGAAGGACAGUAUAAGUCUGUCAUUUUGGAUCUUCAAUCCAGAUUAAAUUCCAGAGCAGCUCCUCCUCUCCUGCAUUUGGACCCAGCCUACCUUCAAGAAGGCUCUCCCAAGAAUCCAAUGCGUCUCCCUUCUUCCAUAAGAUCAACAGUAUCACCAUCCUUGUCCACAAAACCCCAGGACCACUGGUCGUUUGUUACAGCUUUCAUGGAUGAAAUUCAAAAAAUAGAAACUCGAGAUGAGACUGAGGAAAGUGGCACGUCACAAUGGAGCAGCCCAUCUGAGGACUUCAUAUUUACGCAAAACAAAGAUGAGGUGGACCUAAAAUCUUCAACUAUACCACUCCAAGAGAAGUCUGCUGUCCAGCGAGGCCUUAAUAAGCCUCACGCAGAAACCUCCGACUCUGGACAUGCUGGCAAGCCUUUACGUCUUCACAGGAAAUCCAGGAGCCUUCUUCAAAACAGCCAGAUUCCUGCUGCCAGUGGGAGAAUUUGUCCUGGACUGAGAGAGGCUUCACAGCAAGUCAGCCAAAUCACAGAGUCCUACAGCUGGGUUCUCAACAUCCCAAACAAGAAUUUGCGGAUGACCUUCCAGGAGGUGUUAGUCGAUCUGAGCUCCAAGAAUGAUCGAGGACUCUACCAGGCACGGAUCAAAGCUGUAGUGGGAGGACGACCUUUGACCUUUUACAGCCUUGCAGGGCUGGAGAACGAAUCGUUCUACCGGAGUGUGCCGAGGAUCAUCGCUUUGGCGCUGAACUCUUUUAAGACUUAACUAAAAACAAGAGACAAUGACUAAAAUGUCUGAGAUGCACGAGAAUGGACUCAUGCAAACUUUACUUCUUCUUUUGUCGCAUAUUAUUUCCCCUCACACAGACGCUGACUAUUAGUUCUAAAUGCAGACAUGAAUGUAUCAGUCAUCAUCGGCCACGAGCCAUGACACUUUUUUUUUUGUUUAACUUAUAAAUUUGUACAAAAUAAUAAGUUAUUGCCUUUUGCAAAGGUUACGCCUGUAAAAUGCAGACUGUACAUGUUAUUUUUUAACUUUAU
Messenger RNA from Nothobranchius furzeri (turquoise killifish), 3229 nucleotides. RefSeq names its product serine protease 56 (gene prss56). Gene Ontology annotation, molecular function: serine-type endopeptidase activity. The record is from RefSeq and is a predicted model, not a curated record. Lineage: Eukaryota; Metazoa; Chordata; Actinopteri; Cyprinodontiformes; Nothobranchiidae. Gene Ontology annotation, biological process: proteolysis.